This is a messenger RNA of Colletotrichum costaricense, 843 nucleotides long. RefSeq lists its product as uncharacterized. Bases 1 to 843 code for a protein of 280 amino acids. The transcript has a single exon. The record is from RefSeq and is a predicted model, not a curated record. NCBI's taxonomy places the organism in Eukaryota, Fungi, Ascomycota, Sordariomycetes, Glomerellales, Glomerellaceae.
AUGGGACUCUUAGCAUCUAUCAGAAAUCGUCGUUCCGGUGCGGGAAAACCGAGGCCUCCUCCUCAAUCAUCAACCCAUGUGCAGCAGCCUAUGCCAUAUUCCCCUGCCACAGUUGGUCCAACUACCUAUAACGCUCCGACGAAUUUGACUCCCAUCGAGCAGGAAAACCGACGCCUUCUCCAACUCACGCAAAGUAUGGAAGAAGAGAGAAUGAGAGAGCAGGCCCUCGUCAACCAGAUCGUCGAGGCCGCCUAUCGAGAGAGAUAUGGUGAUCAGUGGCACCUUCAUCUUCAAAAUCAGCACCUGACACCACUCGAGAUCAGACGCAAGCCCGUUCCCUCUAGCCAAUCAACCUCUCGGGACACCAGCCCCGGCGCCUCGUCCCACUAUAGCGGCACUACGAUGGACGAGCACGCUGAGGGAUCUCAGCUGAACACACCGAGUCCCAACUCCAGCAGAUCCGGCUCCCAAAGCCCUCACAGAAGCGAACAUGAAGGAAGCAGUGGCCAAGCAGACCCUUCUACAACAUUUGUCGACGGGAGCAAUCACUCGCAUGUGGUCAACGCCGGGAAUAAUAUGCACCCUUAUGCUGCAGUUUGGCCUAUCAGCUACGAUCCUCCGCCAUACACUGCCCACCGACCUCUUUCUGUUAUCUCGGAGGAAGGCACAGGCCAGACAGCAGUUCAAACAGCAGCUCGACGUGCACUUCUGCUCGCAGCUCAGAAGCAGGUCGUGCCCGUGGUAGUGAACAAGAAGAAGAAGAAGUUGAAGUAUGAACCAGCUCCCCUGAACCAUCUUACUCGAGGAACAAUGCGGAAGAAGGUUAUGGGUACUUCGAAGUAA